UCCUGCAGCAAACAGAACUUGCAAACUUAGUUAGUCCAAUGCGCUUUCCGUAGUCCAAAAGUCUGUUUAUGGUUGCUUAGCAACGCUCCCUAACAACGCAGCACACACCGCAGACUGAUGUAAACACAGCAGAUGGAAUACUUUCCAAGUCCGACAUUAUAAUUGAUAAUAUUUUACAUUUAGAUAUCUGAGCGUAGACGAGUGUUGUACAGGACAUGGAGACUGACGUUCGGUGUUUUCUAACCCAGGCUACAGAGCAACAAGACUGCACGGCUCUACAGUCCGCCUACCGUUUAAUCAGAGGUGGGAAGGCAGCGGGACACAGCGGACGAACACCACGCGUUUCCCCACGACUGUACGUCCUGUGUGCGGAAACAGCCCUGCAGCUGCAUUGUUUGGAGAUAAGCGAGGAGUGCCUACAGAUGUACUUUGGAAACAAUCCUCAAAAAGAUCAAUUUUUGUGUCGAGCUUAUCUCUGCCACGGUCAGCUGAUGACUCUGUCCGCUGCUGGGACGGUGGGUGACUUCCCACAGGCUGUGGAAUAUUUUCUUAAAGCAAUUGCCAUUUCAAAGCAGGAGCCAAAAUUCCACUUCAUGGUGUUCAACGCCUCAGUGUUGUACUUCCAGACGGUGCGUCCACUCCUGCAGCCAGGGCGCUGCGCCCACCUGGUCCCUUCCCUCACGCAGGUGGUGCAAAGUCUGGAGGAAGUUGCAGACCAGGACCACAGCUGGAGGGCGGAGCUCAUGAUGCACCUGAUCAGAUGUGUUGUGGACUCUGGAAAUAUUAAGGAUGCUAAGGAUGUUGGGAAGGUUACAGAAGAAUUUGUCAAGUGUCACACUCCACACUUACACCCAAGACUCUUCUCAUUACUGGUGCAGCACAAUCUGACAGACCAAGAUGUUAUUAGUGAAAUAACCAGGCAGAACCAGAACCUAGAAGUCACAUACAAAAUACAGGAAUUCAAAAACAGAUUGGAAGAAAUGAAUAAGGGAGAGAUGAAGACGCUGGAUCUGGCCAAGCUUGAAGAAAUAUUCCAUCUUUUGGUGGACACCACAGGAAACCACAGCCCACCCCCCCUCCAACCGGCUGAUAGGGUGGCUCUUCUCUUGGAGUUAGCUCUGCUGGCCUUAGAAGCGAAGCAUCAGAAAGUAGCUGUCGACUGUUUGAAGGAGCUCAAGUCCAGCAGAGCGGCCAAUUUUGGACAACGCAUUCUGAUGAAAUGUGUCAACAGCCAAAUCAACAUGCUAAAAAAGGGAGCGAAGAUGAAUGACUACUCCAGAGCCAGCGUGGAGGCUCGUCUGAAAGAGAUAGGCAAACUGGAUCAGUGGCUGCAGAGUGCGAUGAGAGAGGGCGACCCUCAGGCGGUGCAGGCGGUGUGUGCCACACAGUGGAGACUUUGUCUGCCUCUCCUGCAGCACAACCUGAGGAAACGCAUCAGGACGCCUAUGCUCAGAGUCAUCCAAGGACUGGAAGACAUCCACAGUUUGUUCCUGGAGAUGCGCUGUCAAAUCCACUCAGAGAUGGCUUUAAUUGAAGAGGAGGAGGGGCGCCUGGAGGCAUCUCUGACCCACCUUCAAAAAGCCAUCAAGUUAGAUACCGGCUCACAACGUGAACGUCUGUCACGGGCUUUACAUCUCCUGCAGCUCAGAGGAACCCUCAAUCAAAACCCCUCCUGCAACACAGAUAAAGCUGCAGUGCUGCUGCAACAGGUCAAAGACCUGCAGUCUAACGAUGAGACAGAGAUCCGUCCCGCCCUGGUGACUGUCGGACUCCUUUUGGCCCCGGAUGAUUUCCAGAUUGUACUUGAUGGAGACCAAAGCAGUUUUGGAUCUGGACCAGAGAUGGAUCGUCGCUCUGCUAAUGUUCGGCAUCACUUCCAGUCUUUACAGAUUUUAAAUGGUCAUCUGUCCAGACAGGCCAGUGACACUGAUCACAUGGAAAAGAUAAAGUCGUGGGCGACUCUGGUGAAGACAGCCCGGAAACAUGAGGUUUGGGAUGUGUGUCGAGCUGCUUGUAGAUUCUGUUUGCUUUACGAUGAUGGGAGGUGGCAGAUGUCCCGGGCUGAAGGCGAGAACAUUUCUAAAACUGAUGACUGCAGCUGCUCACAGGACGAAGGCUGUGGAAAAUGUCCUGGCUGUUUACCAGAAAACAUCUGGAGGAAGUGUCUGCGCCUGUUGGCUGAAAUCUACUUCAUCAGUGCUGAGGCUACCAUCCAGCAGCUGUUUAAAGAAGGAGUUCAGCUGAACAGACCUGCCAUCCCACCACGGACGAUGAAAGGUCAAGAGUGUGACGAGGACCCACAGUGGGUCACAUACAGAGACUGGAUUCAGGAUUUGUCGGCCUACGUCACCUCCAGCUUCCUGCGGGCAGCCCAGCUUGGAUUACAGAUCAAGGAGCAGUGGCUGGUUGAAAACGCAGCCAUUUACAUGUGGAACUACAGUCGACACUCACUAGUGGCUGAGGAUUUCCGACUCCUGCUUCCCUCAUUUCAGUGUCUGGUGAAGAUGCUGCGAGAGCUGCAGAACCCUGGCAAUCGCACCGUAGUCGUGCUGCUGUGCAACGCUGUGGCCAGGGGAUUGAUCCAGCCUGUGUGUGGAGCAGAAACUAUUGAGCCGACCUUGACAGCAGAGAAGGGCAAGAACAGAGCUGAGAGGCCGACGGGAAAGACUGGGACUUCUCACGGGGUCUCCUCGGACGCUGCGGCUCCGCAGGACGUCCAAAAGGCGCUGGAGCUGUGUGAAUACGCCCUUCAUAUAUCCAAGAGCAACAGCCCCGGAGAGAUGGUUCCUAUCGCAGCCAAGAAGCAGGUGUUGGCCACAUGGGUGCAGAUAAAGAUGCUGCUGCAACAACAGAUCCACACAAAUGAUGUCAAAGAUGAGAACGAGGACAUGUCAGCGCUGAUGCACGUACUGGUUGGAGUGGAGAUGCUCCAGUGCAAUAAGAACCCCAGGCGUAUGGAGUUCACUGUCCCCAGUCUCUGCACACUUGUGACCACGGCAUCACAAGUGAACUGGACAGACUCUGUGACAGAGUUGCAGGUGUGGUGCCAGCUGGCUGCCUUCUGUCUCUCUGCCCAGGACCACAGUCUGGUCUUACGCUGCACAGAGAAGGCUCUGCAUCUGGGAGAAGCAGCAGCAAAGAGUACUGACACCACACUGUGUCUGUUCAACGACCUUAAGGCGGUGAAUGAGAUGCUGAGCUCCGUUUCCUCUAUGAGGGGUUUAGGCCUGGCCCAUGUGUCCAGUGGUGACGUGGACAUUUACAGGGAAGCUCUGGAGAUGUUUUCAUCCAGUGUCAGCUAUGCAGAAAAGGCUGAUAAUGUAAAAAUGUGCAUCACGGCUGCCAAACACUACUGGAACACCUGUCUGCCUUUGGCUCGGAAUCCUGGGGAAAGAUCAAAAGUCCGAGAUCAUCUGGAGAAAAUCCUCGGUGCUCUGUCACACACCGGUGCCAAACAUAAAAAGGUCCAAACAAAAGGCUUCCUGACGCUGAGAGCGAUACAUACUGAGAAUAAACAGGAAGCAACAGAUGAGGAGGAGCUCAGUGUACGGGCAGCCAUUUAUAGAAUGUUGCUGUGUAUCCAUGUGGAUAAAACUGAUCGGAAAAGUGCUCUGCAGUUGUUGGACAGAGCAGGUCGUGAGUUGAAUUCCUCUUCACAUACGCUUGAUCAGCUGAAACUUUCUAUCAGACUGAAAGCUCGACUAGGAGAAAGUGUACAGGCGGACAUGCAGAAACUUCAGAAAUAUGGAGAGCAGUGCAGUUCAUUCAUGUGGCGUCAGGUGGCGUUGUACGCAAAAAGCACAGCCCAGCAGCUCUAUUGCUACCACCAGUCCGUCACAUCUCUGCAGAGCCCAGAGACUCAGUGGCAGAAGGCCAACGUUCUCCUAGAGUUUGGCGAGUGGCUGUACCGUCACAACUUUUCCAAAUCAAGUGCCCAACAACAGGUUCAGUGGGCGAUAGACAUCGUGCUACAGCAGGAGCCUGAGACGAGAGAAGCUGCAGAGGAGGAAUCUGAAAAGAUGGGUUCAAGUGCGGUGGAACAUCAGUGUCUGUUCGGAGUCCAGGGGUCGAUGAAGCAGAAUCUUUUCAGUGUGAAGCAUGUGCAACAUCUGGACUUUUUAGUUCAGGCACACACUGUGCUUGCUGUGAUGGCAGACAGAGCGUCACCAGAGCACCAGCUUUACCUGCUCACAGCCGCCACAUUUGUCCUUCAAAUAUGGCAGGUGUCUAUAGAUGCAAGUUUUGGACUCUACAGUGAAAUGUCAAGGAGUCGUCUGCUCAAACCUCCGCUCUCUGCUGGAUCCAAGAAGGGAAAAGACAAGACUAAGAACAGGAAAGACGCAAAAGUAACAACGCCUGCAGAAGAACGGCCUAAAACUGACACCCUGGACUGGGUGUUUCCCACCUGCACAAAGGACUGGGCUUGUUUCACCUGUCCUGACUGGGCCAGAGAACUGAUCCGAACCAGCAGUGACUCCCAGUGCAUCAAUAAACACACCAUCAACACACAGCACCAGAGUAUAUUUUAUCUAAAUUUGCUGGAAAAGGAGCUGCACUCACUCUCACUGUAUCACCUCACCCUACCCACAAUGCAUCUGGCUGAAACCAUUGCACACGAUUUGCUGGACAAGAGGAGCCUGGCUGAUUUCUACAGACUAAAAAUCCUGGGGACAUGCUCACAGUUGGGUUUGGAGACAUCGUCCCCAUAUCACAAGACACUCCUCAGUUUGUGCAGAAACCAGGAACCAGAACUAAUGCAGUGCCACAAAGUCAUUGCUCUGUCACAGGAGGGCAGACUUCUCAACAAACCUUAUAAUGAGAAAGCCGAGCAGUUUGACCACAUUGAACCCUGGCAACAGAAUAUUCACAUCUGGUUGGACAAAGCUGAGCUCUGUCUCAGUAUGGGGCUGUACCAAGCUGCCCGGCAGCUCAUGGCAGACGCUCACACAGUGGCAAAGAAACUUGCAGUUCCAAAAGCAAUGGCUAAAAGUUUGCUCAGUUUUGCUGAUUUAGCCUGUAAGGAGCAGAACCAUGCUGAGGCUCUGAUCCUGCUUGAAAAAGCCCAAACCUUUGGCGGUGAUGAACAGUUCUGGUAUCACUUCAGUCUCACUAAGGUCAGAGCUGUAGUAGGCCAGAAAGACGAAGAUGCACAAAACAGGGCUGAUCACAUAAUAAAACAAGGCUGCGAGGCUCUAAAGCUGGUGAUGGAGCAGCAGGAAAACAGAGCCCCAGAGCUCACGUCCAUGAUCACAUUAUUAAAACUCAGAGGAGCUGUUGAAUGUCUCUGUGUCAUUGGUGAGGCUCAACCUGGAGAGACCGUCUCCCCCCAGACCGUCCAGAGGCUCAUGGUUCUUUAUAAUACACUCAGAGAUUGUGGCCGUACUUUCACUGAACUCUGCUACAAACAAAAGGCAGUAGAAGCACACGAGAAGUCAACACAGUGUGUAAGAAUGUUGGUAAAAUGUUUAGUUGAUGAAAAAAAGAAGAAGCUCCUCCUGCUCGAUGGCCUCUCCCAGAUGCAGCAGGCUGUUACACUGCAGGAGCAGGUGGCGCUGAAUGCUCAGAGCCUGGCCAUUCAACAGGAGGAGACCUGUGGAAUGUCAGCUUUGCACAGGCUGCAGCACUUGCGGCUGACCCUGGCCGAGUUGAGUCUGACUGUGCUGGAGGAACACUGUUCUGAGGUGAAGAGCCAAGCGCUGUCCCGUGAGAGUAAGACCUCCGCAGAGCUGGCACUGGAGGAGUUUACACGUUCCACACCUGAGCCAGGCUCCUUAGAACAGGUGUGGACCUAUGAUGGACAGCUGAACUGAGCUCCACAGUAAUGCACCUUUGACCCCUGGCCGCUCCUGCAACCCCGAAUAGGAUUAAGCCUGAGGAAAAGCACAGAUGAAAAAAGGAAAAUUUUACUUCUAACUCUGC
Cynoglossus semilaevis (tongue sole) is the source of this 5919-nucleotide messenger RNA. Its product is annotated as cilia- and flagella-associated protein 46. Bases 216 to 5810 code for a protein of 1864 amino acids. Gene Ontology annotation, molecular function: protein binding. The transcript is spliced from 41 exons. Gene Ontology annotation, biological process: cilium movement involved in cell motility; axoneme assembly. Lineage: Eukaryota; Metazoa; Chordata; Actinopteri; Pleuronectiformes; Cynoglossidae. The record is from RefSeq and is a predicted model, not a curated record.